CGUCAACAUGAAAGACCAGCAGCCCCGUACAGUGUGCGGUGAGGAACUGUCAUUCCGCAACAAAAACUUUUGCCUACAAUUCAACAAAGCCCGAGAAUUGUGAACUUUUCUCAUGAAAAAGUGCAUCUAAUCUGCUGCAUUUCGGUGAAAUACGUUCGGAAAGCGUUGCAGCAUCCGCGGCUCGUGUGGUUUCAGCCGUAAAACAUGGCUUGCACCGUGUGGAACGUUGCGUUGUAUUGUGGUUCAUAGUGGAAGUGAUCUGGUGGUAGAAGAUGCCUGACGUCACGCACAGGUCGACGACGACGGCUGUGCUGUUUCUUGGAAGAUAUGUGCUUCGACAGUAUUGGUUUUAGAGUCGCCCAAAUUUAGCCAAAACAAAGUCACGCGAACAGUGCAACAAGAACUAGAGCUGCAAACAGAAAACCUAAACAAGAAAUUGUUUAUAAAAAGUGUCAUACAAGUGCCGGGAAGAACAUUUGUGUCGCUAGUUACGGGCAACAUAAAACCGUUGUGAAUAAGAGAGCGGUCUUCGUGUGAGACCACUGAUUACGUGCAGUGCUUGCUAUAGGUACACUGAAUUCACGAUGGACGAUAAAAACUCAACCGGAAGUGGCGGAGGAGGUGGUGGCAGCAGCACAGGUGGUGGAAGUGGUGGCGGUGGUGGCGAAACGAAAGUGAUCUAUCACAUCGACGAUGAAACGACACCGUACCUAGUGAAGAUACCGUUACCGGCGCCACAGGUGACACUGAAAGACUUCAAGCUGGUACUGAACAAGCAGAACAUCAACUACAAAUACUUUUUCAAAUCGAUGGAUGCGGACUUUGGCGUGGUAAAGGAGGAGAUCGCGGACGACUCGACCAUUCUGCCGUGUUUUAAUGGAAAGGUCGUUUCGUGGUUGGUCACUGCGGACGGCUCAAAUCAGUCCGACUGUUCCGAGCUGCAGCCAACGGAGAUGAUCGAUGGACGACCAACAUUGGCCCAGCUGCGCAGUAUGAAUAAACCGACGAUGAACAAUAUGAUGAAUAUGCCAAUGAAUCCGCUCACCUACCAGUCGGCAUCGGUCGUAUCGAGUGAUCUUGAUUCGACCAGCCUCUUUGAAACGGAAAGCGAAAUAACGCUCGAUCGCGACAUGACGGAGUGCAGCAGCGUGCAGCGGUUGCAAGUACGCAAGAAGCCCCAGCGGCGUAAAAAGCGCGCCCCAUCGAUGUCACGCACUUCGUCCUACAGCUCGAUCACCGAUUCGACGAUGUCGCUCAACAUUAUCACGGUGCAGAUUAACAUGGAUACAGUGAAUUUCCUAGGCAUCUCUAUUGUGGGACAGUCGAACCGGGGCGGCGAUGGUGGCAUUUACGUCGGUAGCAUAAUGAAAGGAGGUGCGGUUGCACUGGAUGGGCGAAUCGAGCCGGGUGACAUGAUACUGCAAGUGAACGACGUGAACUUUGAGAACAUGACCAACGACGAAGCCGUCCGGGUGUUGCGUGAGGUAGUGCAAAAACCGGGCCCAAUCAAGCUAGUGGUGGCCAAAUGCUGGGACCCAAACCCGAAGGGAUAUUUUACGAUUCCGCGCACCGAACCGGUACGACCGAUCGAUCCGGGUGCGUGGGUAGCACACACGGCGGCACUACGCUCGCAGGAUACGAUCAACACCGAUCUGCCCGAAUCGGUGCUUGAACGCCUGCAUGCCGAUAUGGACAUGAAAGAUAUUGUACGUGCAAUGACAAAGCCCGACAGUGGGCUUGAGAUUCGUGACCGCAUGUGGUUGAAGAUCACCAUCCCGAAUGCAUUUAUCGGUGCGGACGUUGUCAACUGGAUACUGGAACACGUGGACGGUAUAGGCGAUCGUAGGGAGGCUCGCAAGUACGUCUCAGUGAUGUUGAGGCGUGGCUAUAUCAAGCAUACGGUCAACAAGCUAACGUUCUCGGAACAAUGCUAUUACGUCGUCGGUAAUGGCAUCCGACAGGAUAUCUCGAACAUGUCGCUCGAGGACACGGAAAGCAUGCUGAGCGACAUCGCGCCACUGCCGAAUCCGCCAAUCUACAUGACGUACUCCGGCAACUACAACCCGUCGCAUGGCUAUCAACCGAUCCAGUAUGGGUGCACCGGUGAGCGGCAUCCGUCGUCCGGAUCGAGCAGCUCAGAUAUCCUCACGAGCAAGGACACGUCGGCAUCCCAGAGUGACCUUGCAGCCGUCAUACAGCAGACCAACCAGAUGACGAUCGCGAACGCAUCGAACAAAUCUUCCGGAUCCUCGAACCGCGGUAAUGAGCAAGACAUUUCAGCUACACUUCGUUUCGGUGAAGGAAAAAGCAACGGAGACUUUAAGACAACGAGAGUGGGCAGCGGCGGUGGUGGCAUCGGUGGCAAGCUGAUCAGCACGAACGAUGACGAGGGAUAUGAGGACAGCAUCUACUUCCAGCAUCAACCGAUGCAACCGACUCUGCAGCAUCAGCAGCAGCAGCAGCAUCCACUACAGCAUCAGCAAUCGUUCGGCCGGAAUGGCAGUGGCCGAAAGGAACCGGGACACAUCUACAACAAUCAGUAGGGCAAGUAGGGCAGCAAUAGCAGCAGAAAACGGGUGUACCGUCUUGUGGUGGGUGCGUGCGUGUGAGUGUAUGUUUAUGGUAAGAUAUGGUUUUUUUCACCGGUUGGUCGGUUUUCCGGUGUGAAGUAAAAGCCAAAAUCAUAAGAACCUCACACAAAACCAUGAACAAAAAAAAACAGACACACAAGCGACACAACAGCAACAGAAGGAGUAGAUUUUGGGACGAACAGAACCUUAUCCCACAGUUUUAGAGUAAAAAAAAUCAUCGUGAGAAGUAAAUUGUGUCGUGCAAUCCUGCAAACGGACGGCGACAUUCGUCGACUGGUGGUAUGGAGCAAGCAUGUUGGGCACACGGGGUGAGCACUCACCGUAUUCAAACUAUAUUGGAAAAGCAGGGAAAACCACUGAGUAUAAGUUAGAAAACAAAAGGAAAAUUGCUAAACUAACUCUGGGACAUACGACGAGUGUGGCAGCAGCAGCUAAAGUAAGCUAAGGAGCAAGUCUCUUGUAGGCUAGUCGGCAGCAACAUGCGAAAAAUGCAUCCUUUGCCAACGCUAGACGAUAUCCUUAAAAGAGUUGGAAGUUGGGUGAGAGGAUGCCAAGCGGCGUGAGACGAACAUUGACAAUGUUCGCAAACAGGGAAGCAGGGAUUGGAUAGAAGCUACUAAUAGUAGAGCAUUUUCGUAGGGAAAAACAUUUUUUUCCUCGUUUCAUUGUAAUUCCUCUGACACAUAUAUGUUGUUUUACUUUGUCGACUGAUGCCAAUGUUUUUACAAGGCUUUCCUGAAUUAAUUUUCUCCUUUUUAAAUGUUUGUCGUUUUGCGCCAUCGUUUAAUUUCCAUUCGUGUAGAGUGUUUCCCCAACCCCAAACGCCCUUUUUUUCCUUUCCUGUUUUUCUAUGUCGUUUCUUUCGUUUGUUUUAGGUUCUUCUACUGUUGUACAUCUAUGUUCAUUGAGAUUUUAUCGUUUGUUUGUAACGUCUUUACACCGCAAAACGAUUAUUUUACGUUCGCUUCCGAAACCAUUGUAAAUGUGUUUAUUAUUACGAAUAUUAUUAAUAUUAUAUUAUGAUUAUACUUGCGAAUAUCAAUUAUUUUAAACAAAAGGUAAAAAAUAUAUAUACAUAUUUUACAAAAUGGAAUAAAAACGUUAGAAUAUUUAUACCGGAACUGAUGCUAAGCUAUAUAUUCGAGACGUAAACGGUGGGAAUUUAAUCUUAAACAAAAGCGUAAAAAAUGAUAUACAGUUAGUGCGAGUGAACGAAGGAAAAGAAACACAAACUAUAAGUUUAAGCAAAUUAUACGAACAGCUUGAGGAAGUUAGCUGAAGCUGAAAAGGAACCUAAAACUGAAUACACAAUUAAAAAUUAACUUUAAACCACUCACUUGUACACAUGCAUGCACAUUAUCAUGCAGUUUUGGUAUCGUGAAACACCUUCCUUGUCGGUGCACUUGCAUCGCGUUCGGAAAAGUCAGUGUAUGUUGUAGAGUAACUGUUUCAACAGAACAAUCCACACAUCUGUGCACGAUGAUUGCAAUCGGAAGUUACAUUUCGAUUAUGAGUAUUUUAGUUUUUGGUUAGCACUACAUUCGAACGGACAAUUGCAUUUACGUUUCACCCACCACUUGGUAUGGUCUGACAACAAAAAAAAACCGGAGGAAUUAAUAAGAGUAAUAGUUUUCGCCGUAGUAAUGAGGAAUUCUUUUUUUAUGUUAUUACACACGAUACAAUGAAACUAUUGCGAUUGCGAAAAACAUGUGGCCAAAAAUUUCUACAUACGUAAUUCCUCGCAACCCGUCGUUUCUGCGGAUGUGCAUCCCUUGGUCGUGCCACUGGCGGAACAUUGAAUAGAUUGAAAACAGUGCGUUGGGUUUUACGGAUUCCGAUUAUAUACGAAUUUAAUGUAUGGAGCGUUAUUGUAGCGAGUCUUUAUGAACUACAAACACAACAUGUGACCAUAGGGACGAACUAGCUGAAGGAAACUUAAUCGAAAAUAAAUGUGAGCACGAAAGAAAACAAAAGAAAAGCAACAGCACGUGAAUGCGUGACAAUGGGAUAAACAUAAAAAGGGUCCUAAGAAGAUAAAAGUGUGCAGAGUAGACAUGAAUGCCGGAUGAUGCAGGAAGAAUAAUGGAAAGUAAUAAAUUGAAUGAAAUAAUUGAACUUGUAA
Molecule: messenger RNA, 4713 nt
Organism: Anopheles funestus (African malaria mosquito)
Lineage: Eukaryota; Metazoa; Arthropoda; Insecta; Diptera; Culicidae
Gene: dsh
Product: segment polarity protein dishevelled
Exons: 4
Coding region: 585-2543 (652 amino acids)
Biological process (GO): intracellular signal transduction; canonical Wnt signaling pathway
Cellular component (GO): cytosol
Molecular function (GO): frizzled binding
Source: RefSeq, a predicted model, not a curated record